ACCGCACCCCCGUCGCCAUGACGGCGGCGGGCGGAGGGGGCAGUUACGCGGCAGUAAAACGGUACAGCUAAAAGCUGAAGCUGUAACACACCCAUGAAUGAGCAGCACUAGUUGUGUGCAUCCAUGGCCUCUGUGCCAGUAAUUCCAGACUCUUACAACCAUGUCCUGGCAGAGUUGGAGUGUUUGGAUCCGUUGCUUUCUGCGCUCAGGUUGGAUUCCAGUCGUCUUAAGUGCACGUGUAUAGAUGUGUCAAAGAGAUGGCUGGCUCUAGGCAGCUCAGGAGGAGGACUGAACCUUAUCCAGAAGGAUGGUUGGAAGCAAAGACUUUUUCUCACUCACAAGGAAGGUGCCAUUUCCCAGGUGGCCUGUUGUUUGCAUGAUGAAGACUACGUUGCUGUUGCAACCAGCCAAGGCCUUGUAGUAGUCUGGGAGCUGAAUCAGGAGCGUCGUGGGAAGCCAGAACGGAUUUAUGUUUCCUCUGAGCAUAAGGGCAGAAAAGUCACAGCUUUGUGCUGGGAUACAGCUGCCCUUCGAGUUUUUGUAGGAGAUCAUGUGGGAAAAGUAUCAGCCAUCAAGAUUAACACAUCAAAACAAGGGAAGGCUGCUGCUACUUUUGUGAUGUUUCCUGUCCAGAUUAUAACCACUGUAGAUUCUCGGGUGGUUCAACUUGAUUAUUUGGAUGGAAGACUGCUCAUAUCUUCACUUACCCGCACUUACUUAUGUGAUACUGAGAGAGAGAAGUUCUGGAAGAUUGGCAAUAAAGAGAGAGAUGGAGAAUUUGGAGCAUGUUUCUUUCCUGUUGGAAAAAACAGUGGGAAUCAACAGCCAUUAAUAUACUGUGCUCGACCUGGCUCGAGGAUGUGGGAGGUGAACUUUGAUGGGGAAGUGCAAAGCACACAUCAGUUCAAGCAGCUGCUCUCAUCACCACCUCUUCCUGUUAUUACUCUCAGGCAGGAUCCUCAUUAUACUGGUUCCAGCUGCUCUCCACAAUCUUUAUCUUUCCCCAAGCUGCUGUAUUUGACUGAGCACUGCGUGGUGACCUGGACAGAAAGAGGCAUUUAUAUUUUUCUUCCCCAAAGUCUUCAAGUCUUGCUCUGGAGUGAAGUUAAAGAUAUUCAGGAUAUUGCAGUUCACAAGAGCGAGUUGUUCUGUCUGCAUACAAAUGGGAAAGUUGUGCACCUCUCCCUUCUGUUGGUUGAUCGCUGCAUAGAGCGUCUGAUGAGAAGAGGAUUCUGGACCCUCGCUGCCAGGGUCUCUUGUCUCUUCCAAAAUUCAAUUGUUUCUUGCAGAGCAAGAAAAAAUUUGCCUCUAGACAAGCUGGAGCACUUGAAGUCUCAGCUGGAUGCUUCAACUCAGCAAGAUCUCACUGCACAACUGGAAGAAUUGAUUGCAAAGCUGGAACCUCUAGAUUCUGCUUGCAGCAGUAGAAGGAGCAGUAUUUCAUCUCAUGAAAGCUUCAGUGUCCUAGACUCUGGAAUCUACCGUGUUAUCAGUCGAAGGGGCAGUCAGUCAGAUGAAGACUCAUGUUCCCUCCACAGUCAAACAUUCUCCGAAGAUGAGAGACUUAAAGAAUUUCCUGCACACCAUGAAGAUGAACAACUAGAACUUGAGAACGUUUCUCAUGCAUCUGUGGUGGUUGAGGCUGACCGGAAUGAGACAUUUCUCCCAUUCAGUAUUCCUUUGUCAUUCCGUUCCCCAUCUCCUCUCGUCUCUCUGCAAGCUGUCAAAGAAAGUGUUUCCAGCUUCGUACGCAAAACCACGGAAAAGAUUGGCACACUUCAUAUAAGUCCUGAAUCUAGAGGGAAGCAUGAAGCAAAGGAUGAUGAGCAGCUUCCAGAGCUAACUCUUAAUCCAGUAGGAUCUCUCCAGGAAGAAAAAGAGUCAGAACCCCAGAACUGCCGGCUUCCUGAGGAGGACCGUCUGAGAGAUCUCAAGGCUGCAACAGCAGAAACUAUGGCCAAGCUCCAGGAUCCCCUGGUUUUGUUAGAACCUCAAUGUAUGAGAAGAGUCUUACAGGAAUGGCUUGUCUAUCUAGAAGAAAAAUUCAGCAAGGAGCAUUCUGCUUUGUCUGUUAACAAAAGCAAGGCUGUGAGUGCUGAAGAUCAGAGGGCAGUCCUGGAGGAGACCCUGCAAGUGGCUUCAGCUGACAGAGACCCAGCAGACAAGGAACAGAGUGGUAUUUUGGAAGACUGCAUUGAAAAGGAAAAUACUGAUGAAACCUGUGUGAGCAAAACCAUGUGUGAAAAUGGCACUGAUGUGACAGGGCCUCUGGGCUGUGGCUUUCGGGUGUCUUCUCCGUGUGUCAUGGAACCUGAUGUUCUGAAAGAUCUCGUGGAGCUGACCACCCUGUGCUUUGAGCUGCGUGUCUUUUCUGGUGGGAGUGCUGAGGCUGAGGAGAGCUCUGAGGGAAGUCUGCCACCAGCAGCCUCAGGGACCUUGGCUUGUAGGUUUAUGCGAAGCUACUUCUUCCUUUUGGAUUUAAAGAGAGUAAAACAGUGUAUUAUAACCACAUGUGCCACCAGCCCUAAUGUAUGGGAGACGUACAUUGCAGGAUUGAAAGAAAUAACUUCUCACAGUCCAGUGGCUUUAGCAAUGGAAAGUGAGGAUAUGUUGAAAAUACUGAAGCUACUGCAUGACCUGGGGCCAUGGGAUGACAGCCCACUGUUGCUGGCACAUGCUCAAAGGCUUUAUGAAAAAUUUGGGGAAACAGCUCUUCGGCCCUUGAUCAAGUUUUACCCCUCUGUUUUGCCUUCUGAUAUUAAACAGCUUUGCAGAAAUGAUCCAGCUCACUUUUUAGCAUAUUUAGAUAGUCUGGUGAAAUCUAAGCCAGAGGAUAAAAGGCCAUUUCUCCUUAGGUCUCUUCUGCAGCCAGAAUCUGUACGGUUGGAUUUGUUGUGCUUGGCAGUUUCUCAUGAUGCUCCACAAAGGGCAAAUACUGUGGAUGAGGAAGGAAAUCCCAGGCCAAGAUCACAUUUGUUUACUUGGGGCUACAGCCAGCUCAUUCUGCUCUUGAUUAAACUCCCAGCUGAUUUUAUUAUGAAAGAGAAGAUGGCUGACAUCUGUAAAUCACAUGGAUUUUGGCCUGGAUAUCUUUUUCUCUGUCUGGAGCUGCAUAGAAGAAUAGAAGCCUUUACUAAUAUUGUUCAUUUGGAUGAUUUGAGCCUGUUGAAUGAAGAAGAUGGUUCCAUUCCAGAGACCAUAGAAGAAUGGAAGUUUGUUCUGCAUCUUGCACAGAAUCACAGCACAGCUUUCCACCAGCACAGCCCACAGAAUGGGAAUGCUGUCAGCAAUGGAGGCCCGAGCUGCCCAGACUGCAUCACUGUAGAAAACGUCGCUCUGUUGCUGGCCAAGGCCAUCGGCCCAAAUCGUGCCUUGCCUCUCUUGCAGGAGUGUGGCUUGACUCUAGAAUUGUCUGAGAGAUUUACUGGUGUUUGUGAGAUACUGAGAAUAGCUGAGAAAAGGCAGAGAGUGCUGAUUCAGUCCAUGUUGGAAAGGUGUGACCGGUUUUUGUGGUCUCAGCAAGCAUAGAAAACAACUUGGGAGAACUCUGGGAACAUUUUAUACUGUAAUGACUGUAUAUUCAAGUGCCUCUUAAAUUUCACAGGCCCUUAAAAAUAACAAACUCCAGUCUAAAAGUUCAGGUAUACUGAGCCAGUCUCCAUCUGGCAGGUAUCUGACCUGGAAGUGGUGGCGGUUCUACUUACUCCUUUGGAGAUUACUUUUGAACUGUAGAAUAUAGAUCAAAAAAAGACAGUAUUUAUCUUGAAAUUAAGCUCACAGAUUUCCAAGAUGAAAAUUGCUGAAUUUAUUUUCUGAGUUUAUAACUUAAGUGUCCGGGGAUAUGAGCCCCUAAGUAUUAAAUUAUGGUGUAUAAA
This is a messenger RNA of Lonchura striata (white-rumped munia), 3875 nucleotides long. RefSeq names its product HPS5 biogenesis of lysosomal organelles complex 2 subunit 2 (gene HPS5). The record is from RefSeq and is a predicted model, not a curated record. Gene Ontology annotation, molecular function: protein binding. NCBI's taxonomy places the organism in Eukaryota, Metazoa, Chordata, Aves, Passeriformes, Estrildidae. Gene Ontology annotation, biological process: developmental pigmentation. Gene Ontology annotation, cellular component: cytoplasm.